Messenger RNA from Pimephales promelas (fathead minnow), 2723 nucleotides. NCBI's taxonomy places the organism in Eukaryota, Metazoa, Chordata, Actinopteri, Cypriniformes, Leuciscidae. The record is from RefSeq and is a predicted model, not a curated record.
AAAGAACUGCCGCCUCCAUGUGCCUCCUGUUGUGAUGGUUCUGUAUUUCUCUUAUCAGGCUAGUUAUCUGCUCUCCCCCGUUAAUAACUGAGCCCAGGUAUACGAUAAACAUUCUUAAGUAUACCAAUUCUGUACGAUUUUAUUUUUAGAUUUAACUUAGGUUGCUGCGCUUUAAUGGCUAGUUUGAGGUAAUGUAUGUAUGGGAUUAAAGCUAAGUGGCUAAUUCGUUGAGCUAGCAUGAGCGUGUGUUUCAGCCAGUGUACAUAAUAUUAGCACGUGUGGGACAAAGUGAGCUCAGCAUCAUCUGUUUGGGAUUUAUCGAGAUGUAAAGUGCAACAGCCCAUUGUAAAAUUACCGUUUUCAUCGUCGGUAUUCUAAUUAUAUGGAACGCAAUGGCCUCUGAAGAUAUUGCUCAGAUUACGAAGGCUCUGGCCAAGACUCAUGUUGGAGAAGUGGAAUUAAGUUAUAAGGGACGAGGGCUGAAGUUGGACAAUGCUGAGUCGGUGAAAGAGAUGGUGAAGGAGAUUGAACAGUGUCAGGGUUUGCAGUCCCUCAGAUUAGAGGGAAACACACUGGGGGUUGAGGCAGCACAGGCCAUUUCCAAGGCUCUUGAAACUAAAAAUGAAUUGGAGCAAUGUCAUUGGAGUGACAUGUUCACGGGUCGCCUUCGCUCUGAAAUUCCACCUGCUCUGAAAUCCUUGGGCAAUGCUUUGAUAACAUCUGGGGCCAGACUGACUCAGCUGGACUUGAGCGACAAUGCCUUCGGCCCUGAUGGUGUAAAGGGAAUUGAAAGCCUCCUGAAGAGCCCUGUGUGCUACACUUUACGUGAGCUCAGGCUUAAUAAUUGUGGCAUGGGCAUUGGAGGGGGGAUGGUCCUGGCUUCUGCAUUGACUGAAUGCUACAAGCAAUCUAGUGCAGCUGGCUCCCCCCUGAAGUUAAAAGUCUUCAUUGCUGGACGUAAUCGUCUGGAGAAUAACGGUGCCACUGCACUUGCCAAAGCAUUUAAGGUGUUAGGCAGUCUUGAGGAGGUCCAUAUGCCACAGAACGGAAUCAACCAUCCUGGUAUCACGGCUUUAGCCGCUGCCAUGAAGCACAACCCAGACCUCCAGGUCCUCAACCUCAAUGACAACACUUUUACUAAGAGAGGAUCGAUAGCCAUGGCAGAGAGCAUUAGGUACCUCCGUUUUCUUAAGGUCAUCAAUUUUGGGGACUGUCUGGUACGCUCAGAAGGUGCUAUUGCUAUAGCAGGGGCCCUUAGAGAUGGACUGCCAUUCCUCAGGGAGCUAAAUUUGUCAUUUGGAGAGAUUUGCGAAGCUGCCGCUUUGGUAGUUGCAAAGGCUGUUCAGGGUAAAGCUGAUCUGGAGAAACUGGACCUUAAUGGAAACUGCUUUGGAGAGGACGGCUGUGAGGCUCUCAGGGAAGCGAUGGAGAGCAUGAACAUGGAAGAGCUGCUGGGCUCGCUCAGUGAUGAUGAAGGAGAGCCUGAUGAAGAUGAUGGAGAGUCUGAUGAAGAUGAUGAUGAGAAGGAGGAUGAUGAUGAGGGGGAGGAGAAGGAAAAUGGUGUCAAUGGAACAAAAGAUAUCAUUGAAGAAAAGGAAGAGCCUCGCUGCAGUUCUGAGUUUACAUCCUUCCUCAUCUCCCCGUCGGCUGAGAAACUGAUAUCCUUUGGAGCCAAAAGGAUCCAGCUCAUUGAACAGGUUGAUGUUUCAGAUGCUAGUAAGGUGUCAGAAGUUUUUCUCAAGACCUCCUCUGUAUAUGAAGAUAAACCGGAAGUAAAGCAAGCUGUUUUUGAGACCACUGAUGCCCUGUUAAGGAAAGCCUUUUCCAACUCCCACUCUCAGUCUUCUAGUUUGAUCUUUUCGCUGAUAGUGAAACUGGGACUUUUAAAGAGUGAAGAUAAAAAGAUAAAGAAGGUGUCUGUACUGCCUGGACACUUGCUCGCUUUGGAGCAUGCAGCUGCACAGGAGUUUUUCCCAGUGGAUCAGGCUGUCAUUCUGGAAGCAUUUGUGUCACGAAAUGGCAAAGUCUUAGAAUCCUGCUCCAGUGCCAGAGAUGCUCUCAAAACCACAUUGGUGAAAAGGACCACUGCUUAAAUCUUAAACCCCAAUGCAGAGCCAGUGAAAUUACUCAAUACGGGUCAAAUAAUAAUAAUAAAAAAGAAGUUGAAUAGGAUGUAUGAAACUCUCUAAACUAAUGAUUUAGUUUAUCUUUGAUCAAUUUUGGCAUGGAAAUCUCAGACAACUGCAAAGUACAGUGAUAACUAGUGCCUCAUGAUGACUAACCAAAACUGAAUUUCCUUACAGAAGAACUGUAGACAGUUGGAGUAGCUUUGAAGAGUGGUGUGUUCUUUUGUCUCUUUUUAGAAAUACUGUCUAUUUUUAUACAUAAAAGGGAAAAUAUGGGGAAAAAAAGGCACUGGAUGAUUAUUAGGGCUUCAUUAUUGCUUAAACCUUAAAUGAUUAUAAUGUUAUAACUGUGAAAUUUCUGAACAAUGAUUUUAAAGCAUGUUCACUCUCUCAUGCCUUGGAUUAUAUGUGCCAUAUUGUGAAAUAUUGGUGGCGGAAUUUGUUUAAAACCAAAUUCAAGUAUAAACACUGAAGGGUCUUUGGAUUGAAGUGAAGUAAAGGUGGUUGGACAUUAGUGUAUUUAAUACUACAACUGGUAUGCACUGAAUAUUAUAUUUGCAACAUUCCAAUUUGUUGUUAUUAAACUUUUUUUCUUGA